ACCUGACUCUCUGGUGUACCAACAAGAAAACUGAUCUGAAACACAUCAGUGAUUUCUACAAAGAUGGUGUACUUCUCAGCACGGGCUAUGGAAACAACUUCAUCAUCCAAAAUGUCUCCAAGUCUGAUGAAGGACGUUACAAGUGCAGCAUCUCUGGAGAAGGAGAAUCUGCAGAAAGCUGGCUGAUUGUUUCCAAACAAGAAAAAGGUCCCUCUGAAGAGAGUCAACAGUUAAACAUUCAGACUUCUACAAUCUUCCUGCUGUGUGUUACAUUAGUGACUCUGCUGUUGCUGAUAUUUGGACUGGUUCUCUACAGGAAACACAAAG
Messenger RNA from Austrofundulus limnaeus, 327 nucleotides. RefSeq names its product high affinity immunoglobulin gamma Fc receptor I. Lineage: Eukaryota; Metazoa; Chordata; Actinopteri; Cyprinodontiformes; Rivulidae. The record is from RefSeq and is a predicted model, not a curated record. Gene Ontology annotation, molecular function: transmembrane signaling receptor activity. Gene Ontology annotation, biological process: immune response; cell surface receptor signaling pathway. Gene Ontology annotation, cellular component: external side of plasma membrane.